CUACUGACGUUCUAAUCUGAAAAGGACGCGGUAAUAUAUUAUUAAUUGGUGCCCAGCUUCCCUUAUGCAAAGGGAGGCUGGGAGACUGCUAGUGGCAUUUGACUUCCUGUGCUUAGAAAUCCUCAUUUGCUCACUCACACCCUGAUCCCUUCACACCAGAGCUGUUUUAUUGUUUUAUAGCCCUCCUUACUGCUUCAGUUAUCAAAGAUUUCAUUGUGGCAGGCUUCGCGAUUUCUCACUUGAGAAAGCCCCAGUGCCUUGCUGUUUUAAGCAGUUUGGUCACUUGCGAACACCUUUCAGACAAACAUUUCCUAGAAGCUUCAUGCAUGUGCUGGGAGACUUCAGCCUUCUGGCACCAAUCCACAGAGAAGCAGUUUAACAGAUUAAUCAGUCAAAACCAUUUUCCAUGGGCGCUUGACCAAAAUGCCAUAAACUUCCGGUUAAAGGGGGUGGGGGAGAAUCACCUAAAUGAACUACGUCUCUUUUCUCCUUACGAUUUGCUUCCCCGUCCCUACGCGCUACAUACAUAUUCAAAUAAAGGUUUGAAUUGGUACUCACAGAGAAAUGCACAAGCUCCUUCUCCCAAAAGCAAUUUUGGAGAGCUAACUCCACUUUUAAGUCGUAUUCCUUGCAAUAUACUAUUUUAAAGACCGUCAUAUUGAUACAGCUAUGACCUUCCGUGCAGCCUUGAUAUUUUGAACUAUUUACAUUUUAUGGAACAGUUUCAGCGAACCUUUAUUUAGUGAAUAAAAGUUUAAAGCUGAAGGUUAUUUAUGGUUCCAUAGAGAUAGGCCCUGAGUGGCUAUUUAGAGGCACGUGAUUCCAAUAAACUUUGUUUUAUGGCUUGAGAGUUGACAAGCCAAAAUAUAAUUCCCACCAUAAAUUAGUUUAAGAGCACACAAGUGCAGAUGCUCCAGUUCCUGGAAGCAGUAAUAGGGUAAGUGUUAGCAAGGAACAUUCAGCUUGAAUCCGAACAUCGAGACAUUUCUUCUUUCAGGUCCCCCACUUCCACUGGAAAAGCACACAGUUCGACACAAUGGACAGACGUCUACAGUACGUCCCAACGGAUUAUCCAAAGGAAUCCGAAGAUCCUACAAAAAGAGUUAAAGUCAAAAAUCAAGAAAAAACAUAAGUGUGGUGGCUUCCUAGGCAGUGAGUGGCCCAGGCCGAACACGUGAGCCGCUGGGAUCCAGUCAAUGUUAUUUGAGCAGGGUCCCCAGGCCUUGGCGAUUCCAGAGAGCAAGAUGCAGAAAACCGCUUACUACGAUAACUCGGGGCUCUUCGGGGGCUACACCUACAGCAAAGCCGACGCCUACAGCUACAGCUCGGCCCACCAGCCUUAUGCACAAGCCGCCCUGGACACAGACUACCCGAGCUCCGCCUGCUCCAUCCAGAGCUCGGCUCCCAUCCGAGCCCCAACCCACAAGAGCAGCGAGCUGAAUGGCAGCUGCAUGCGGACCAACGGCGGCAGCCAAGCAGGCAGUCAGCCCCCGGGUAUAGGCGAGCAGCAGCAGCCGCCUGCGCUGCCCCCCUCCUCCCCACCGAAUCCCACCAAUGCGGCCCCCCCGAAAAAAACCAAAGGCGGCCCCAAUUCCUCCAGCUCUUCCACGGCCACCAUUAGCAAACAGAUCUUCCCCUGGAUGAAAGAGUCCCGGCAGAACUCCAAGCAGAAAAACCCCUGCGCCGCUUCAGCAGGAGACAACUGCGAAGAUAAAAGUCCCCCCGGCCCGGCUUCCAAGCGAGUCCGCACCGCCUAUACCAGCGCGCAGCUGGUGGAGCUGGAGAAGGAGUUUCAUUUCAACCGGUAUCUCUGCCGCCCACGCAGAGUGGAAAUGGCCAACCUUCUGAACCUGACGGAGCGCCAGAUAAAGAUCUGGUUCCAGAACAGGAGAAUGAAGUACAAAAAAGACCAGAAAGCCAAAGGGAUCAUGCACUCUCCUGUAGGACAGUCCCCUGACCGAAGUCCACCCUUAAGUGGCCCAAAUCACGUAGGAUAUUCCAGCCAGCUUCCAACAGUAAAUAGUCUUAGCUAUGAUGCUCCUUCGCCAACAUCCUUUGCCAAAUCACAGCAAAACAUGUAUGGCCUGGCUGCUUAUACAGCACCUCUCAGCAGCUGCUUACCCCAGCAGAAACGAUACCCGGGAGCAGAGUAUGACCAUCACACCAUGCAAAGCAGCGGCGGCUUUGCCAAUCCCAAUUUGCAGGGCAGCCCCGUUUAUGUCGGAGGUAACUUUGUUGAUUCCAUGCCAGCUCCUGGCCCAAUGUUCAAUAUCGGCCAUCUUUCUCAUCCUUCAUCUGCUAGCGUGGACUACAGCUGCGCUGCUCAGAUCCCAGGCAACCAUCACCAUGGACCUUGUGACCCUCAUCCUACAUACACAGAUCUUACUUCUCACCACACAUCUCAGGGAAGGAUUCAGGAAGCACCCAAACUAACGCAUCUGUAGUGGACUGGGACGGAUUGAGAGAGCGAAAUGUACUCACGUUUAAAUUACCUCACUUUUCUGACGUUACAGUGUUACUUUCCUCUGAGUGCCAACAGUAUUAGUGGAUUUCUCUCCCCUAACAGCUACAUUCUUUUUUUGCGACUCUAAAUAAGUCAAUGAAAAGGAUCCUUUCUUUUAUAGCUGUUUAAAGCAUGACAGUGCAAUAUACUGCAAACCAAGGGGCUAAUAAUCUGGUAAUGAUGUACUUGAAGGUAAGUCUUAUAGAUCAAUUAGUAUUAGCAGCGCGUCAUGCUGAGGUGUUUUUAGACCAAUUGUGAACGAUGGGAUCUUGCCUGCAUAUAAACUUAUUUCAGAGAAGUUAAUUUAUGAAUUCUUCAGUAAUGUAAGGAUUGCAUUGGACUAAAUGAUAUGUAUUUAUUGUUUUAAGCGAGACAUUUUUGUAUCACUAAUUAUUUAUCCUCGUCUUAAUGUAUUUAUGUGGAUAUAUGUAGAAUUUAUUCACCAUAACUUCGGGAGAUUGAUUCAGGUCCCUGGUGACUAUUACAUUUCACCUAUUUAGUAUAUUUGGUCUGAACUAGUUGAGAGAGUAGUUUUGAACAGUUGUAACAGUGGCUGGUGUUUGUAGUUUAUGUAAGGAUUAAUUAAGACUGUAAGUCUUUAAUAGAGUAAAACAAACUGUGGCAUCACACAAAUAGCCCUAACGCAUUUUUAUAAAGUGUAUUUAUUUCAAAUUGUCUGGUGCCGUUUGAACAUCUAUUUAGAUUUUAAAAAAUAAGCCACCUUUUAAAGUUGGAAGUGUAUCUGUUUUAAUAAUGCAAGCUGCAAAGCGGAACACUCGGCCAUUUUGUUUCUGAUAAACUUCUGCAUACAAAAAACCUCCGAGAGGUUGGCAUUUAUUUAUUGAUUAGCUAUCUCUUGCACACAUUAAUUCGGUGGGCUAUUUUGUUGGUAUUACAUUCUAGCUAUCUGAAAUAGAAAAAGCUUAGAAUGCAAAAAAAAAAAUUAGAAACCAUCUAAUAGUGAUAAUUUAAUUAGGGUUUCCAUAGCAAUCCGAGCUGCAGCUGCCCGUCUCCUUUGUUAUUUAUACUGUUGUCUUUAUACUAACCAUAAAUCAAUUUUUUAGACAUUAUUGGAAGCCCGAACUUAAUUUCGCGCAUUAAAAAAAUGAAAGAAAAUUGACAAUCAAAUAUAUACAAAUGAAAGGAAGCCGCUAAGUGUAGAAACUGAGGUACAGUGUAGGUAAAUAAACUAUUCCGAGAUGAUCACAAUAGCUUUUAGUUAGGAAAGUUAUCUCCAUCCAUGUAAUCUUCUGUAACAGACAUUGAUACAUUCCUUGUGAAAACAAAUCUUACUGCCAUAAUUAACAGAAUAUUUCAUGAAAGAAACAAACAUCUUGUUUCCUCCUUUUUAUUUACAUAAUCUUGCCGGAUUUACAACGAUUUUGUAAACGUAGAAAUGGUAUUAGCAAUGUUAGUAACCAGACAUGUCCUUCCAGGAAGACAUGAUUCUUAUCGCGUUUAAAAAUGCUCAGUUAAGAUUCAGAUCUUCUGUAUUCCCAGCAAAAUCGUCCCGACGCAUCACUUUUUAGUUUGACAAGUAACUGCCGCCCCUGCGCCAUCCCCUGAUGACAAGACCUGGAAUUCCUAGUGUGAGAAAUAUUUAACUCCUAGAGUUCUGGUCAACUCGGGAAAUCUUUAUUUUCUGAUCCUUGUGUUUCGCUGGACAACAAUGCUUCGAAAUAUUAUUUAGUUUUUCCUCUGUGUUAUUUUUUAAAUGUCACUUACGCUGAGAAAAGAAGUGUAUCCUUUUGUUAAGUUUCAACUUUUACCCCAGCAGAUUUGAAUAUACGUGUUGUAGAUCUGUAAACAAAACAGAAUAAACUACUUUGAUCGAAGACAUAUUUUAACCA
Trachemys scripta elegans is the source of this 4353-nucleotide messenger RNA. It is a transcript of the gene HOXD3, whose product is annotated as homeobox D3. NCBI's taxonomy places the organism in Eukaryota, Metazoa, Chordata, Testudines, Emydidae. Bases 1197 to 2444 code for a protein of 415 amino acids. Gene Ontology annotation, cellular component: nucleus. The transcript has 5 exons. Gene Ontology annotation, biological process: regulation of transcription by RNA polymerase II. Gene Ontology annotation, molecular function: RNA polymerase II cis-regulatory region sequence-specific DNA binding; DNA-binding transcription factor activity, RNA polymerase II-specific. The record is from RefSeq and is a predicted model, not a curated record.